Molecule: messenger RNA, 1721 nt
Organism: Aspergillus glaucus CBS 516.65
Lineage: Eukaryota; Fungi; Ascomycota; Eurotiomycetes; Eurotiales; Aspergillaceae
Product: aminoalcoholphosphotransferase
Exons: 6
Coding region: 236-1480 (414 amino acids)
Biological process (GO): phospholipid biosynthetic process
Cellular component (GO): membrane
Molecular function (GO): phosphotransferase activity, for other substituted phosphate groups
Source: RefSeq, a predicted model, not a curated record
AUUCUUGUUGAGCACCCACCUGUCCAAAAUCCCAUAUACCUGCCCUGUUCCUCGCCAUUCGUCUUCAAAUUCUCGAACUGCUCGUCUGUUUUCUUUCUUCACCGCUUUGCAUUGUCCGGCCCAAUCCGUCGCGUACUUCUCGUUGUUCUCUUUCCCAUUCCGAUAUUACUGACUGGCACAGAACGGCAAAACACCCAGUUGAGGUAUUCCCACAGGGGGAAAGCAAGCCGUCAAGAUGGUGUACAUUCGCCAGCAUCAAUUGCCUAAUUUGAAGAGUUACCGGUAUGCGGGUGUCGACCACUCGUUCAUAAGCCGGUACAUUCUCAAGCCGUUCUACAAUAACUUUGUGAUCCACUGUUUUCCCAUGAGCAUGGCGCCCAAUGCCAUCACCCUGACGGGCUUCUUAUUUGUGGUAAUUAAUCUCUUCACCGUGCUCUAUUACAACCCGACGCUGGACCAGGACUGUCCCCCUUGGGUCUAUGCCAGCUGCGCGCUGGGUCUUUUCCUCUACCAGACGUUCGAUGCUGUAGAUGGCAUGCAGGCGCGGAGAACGAGACAGAGUGGUCCUCUGGGUGAACUGUUUGAUCACAGCGUCGAUGCUUGCAACACCGCAUUGGGUGUCUUGAUCUUCUGCUCUACGAUGAACUUUGGUCAAUCAUGGGCUACCGUGUUGACUCUGUUUGGAUCCACCAUGACCUUCUACGUUCAGACCUGGGAUGAGUACUACACCCAGGUGUUGACGCUGGGUAUCGUCUCGGGCCCCGUGGAAGGAGUGCUGACGCUCUGCGUGGUGUUCGCAUUUACGGCCUACGAAGGUGGCGGCAGCUUCUGGCACCGUGCUAUGUUCGACACCGUCGGCGUGCCCAAGUUGGAUUGGAUCCCCGAAGCCGCCUAUGAAAUGUCCUUUACGCAGUGGUACCUGGUUUAUGGUGGUCUGCUUCUCUUCUUCGCCACCGGAUCCAGCAUCUACCACGUCGUGCAAGUCCGCAGGGAACGCGGCCAGGACCCUAUCAAGCCCCUGUUCGGUCUUCUCCCUCUUGUGGCGACUUGGAUCUUCGUCCCGGCCUACCUGUACUUGCAGCCGGCUAUUUUGGAGAAUCACUUGAUUCCAUUCGUUCUGUACGUUGGCUUGAUUAACGCCUAUUCUGUGGGCCGGAUGAUCGUGGGACACCUGGUCAAGACUCCCUUCCCGUACUUUAACAUUCUUCAGGUUCCAUUGGCUCUCGCCGUGUUCGACAGUGCGGGUCCUUUCUUUGGUCUCUGGUCUAGCAUUCUUGGAGCCGAUUUGAGCAGCCAGGUGGCGUUUGUGUUUGUUUCGCUUGGUCUGGCUGUUGGUAUCUAUGGAAGCUUCGUGCAUGACGUUAUCACCACGAUCUGCGAUUAUAUCGAUAUCUGGUGCUUGACUAUCAAGCACCCGCACGUCGAGGAAGCGCAGGCCACUGCCAGGGAAGGCGUUGCCGUUGCGAAGAAGGCCCAGUGAUUGGCUCGUUGGGUGCCUGACCAAUCGCAUAUCAACUAUGCGACACUUCUAGGGUGAAAUAGUUCGAUUUCUUUCUCUUUCCUGAUGACCAACGGCCAAGAUGGGGCUUUUGGAGAAUCUAGACCAUCUCGCGCGCGUAGGUAUUGCAUUCAAAAGGUUGAUAUCAUUCAUGUGUAUAACAGCGGUAAUUACCAUUAGCGAUAGAGCGUUGUAUUUAGCAAUUGACUGCAUUUCUUCAUCU